AUGUCAGACCAGAACAGCACCAACGAUGGGGAGUCAGACCCCCAGCACAGCCUGUCUAUGGUCUUCCUCCUCGUCCUCGUCUUCUUCAUCAUGGGACUGGUGGGUUUCCUGAUAUGCCAUGUCCUGAAGAAGAAGGGUUACCGGUGCCGGACUUUCCGGGAUGAGCUCGACCCAGAUAACAAAGAUGUGCUGGCGGAGCUCCAGGCCAAUGAAGAGGAGGAGCUGAACGAGGACACGGUGGAGAAAAUUGUGAGAUGCAUCAUCCAAAAUGAAGCAAAUGCGGAGGCCCUCAAGGAGAUGCUGGGGGACAAUGAAGGGGACAUCCCAGUGCCAGUGCCCAGCCUUUGUCCUCACCGUAACAGCCAGGAUGGGGGCCCACCACAUCACCACACAGUGCACCUGGGCUCCACGCAGGCCCCCUGCAUCCACUGCAGCAAGAGGAAGAGGCACCCGCUGCAUCGGCAAGGACGGUCCAAGGAUGGCAAAGGCAGGAUGCAUCCUGGAGAGACCACCGUCUUCUCAGUGGGCAGGUUUCGUGUCACACACAUCGGGAAGAAACCCACUUUCCACGAGCAGCAGGACGGUCCCCUGCCCGACGGCAGCCGGGAGCCGAGCACAGAGGAGCUGGAGCACAGCAGCGACCGGCUCCAGCGGGAGCGGGUUCGCAAUGGGACUGCCCCCGCGGGUGGCCUGCAGAACGGAGCCGUCCAGAAGGGUGCCCAGAGCAGCAAGGGUGGGGAGCAGAGCCGCUCCACCACCCCAGCCCCGAACACACCAGCCAGCUCCGGCACUCGCGACAGCAGGCGGGCGGGAGCUGGCACUGCUCCCGGGAGCACGAGCCGCCAGAGGAAGCUCCUGAGCCAUCGGGUGCUGGGAGGGUCGAGUCCCAGCAUCCCAGGAGAGCUGGUGCAGGAAGGAGCCAGCAUCUGCCUGGAGGAGACCGGACUGGGGUCGGCAGAUGAAGUGUCGGAUAUUCACGGGAGCCUGAGUCUGCACGAACAGGCUGAUGAGUUGGGAAAAGAUGACAGCAGCAGAAAACUGCCCAGAGCAGAGGACAUGGGGCAGCAGGAGCCCAGCACCGUGGUGCAGGACCGAGGAGCAACCGUGUGA
Messenger RNA from Fulmarus glacialis (Northern fulmar), 1110 nucleotides. It is a transcript of the gene RELL2, whose product is annotated as RELT-like 2. The transcript is spliced from 7 exons. Bases 1 to 1110 code for a protein of 369 amino acids. NCBI's taxonomy places the organism in Eukaryota, Metazoa, Chordata, Aves, Procellariiformes, Procellariidae. The record is from RefSeq and is a predicted model, not a curated record. Gene Ontology annotation, biological process: positive regulation of cell-substrate adhesion; positive regulation of p38MAPK cascade.